UCGUACUCUCGCGCUCAUUCCCUUCCCUCCAUUCCUCUCUUUCUCUCUCUACUUUCUCGAUCUCUCGGAGCUGACGAGUGAAACUCCAACUCAUUGGCGAACGAGAAGUAGCAGCAAAUUCCGGUAGUUUUUCUGGCAACGGAGGCAUGGACUCCGACGAAGGGAAGCUUUUCAUCGGAGGAAUAGCGUGGGACACCUCCGAGGAGAAGCUCAGGGACUAUUUCAGCCAAUUUGGCGAUGUUAUCCAAGCCGUUAUCAUGCGCGACAAGACCACUGGCCGUCCCCGCGGGUUCGGCUUCGUCGUUUUCUCUGAUCCUUCCGCUCUUGAUCAGGUUCUUCAGGAUAAGCACACCAUCGAUGGCCGCCAGGUGGAGGCAAAAAGGGCGUUAUCAAGAGAGGAACAACAAACUUCCUCUAGAAGUGGGAGUUUUAACUCUGGCAGAAGCUCCGGAGGUAGUGGAUAUUUUAGGACCAAAAAAAUAUUUGUGGGAGGUCUGCCUUCGGCACUAACUGAAGAUGGGUUCCGACAGUAUUUUGAAAAUUAUGGCCAAGUAACUGAUGUAGUGAUAAUGUAUGACCAAAAUACUCAGAGACCUCGUGGAUUUGGUUUCAUAACUUUUGACAAUGAAGAUUCUGUUGAUAGAGUACUUUAUAAGAGCUUUCAUGAACUGAAUGGUAAACUUGUAGAGGUGAAACGUGCACUUCCUAAAGAUGCAAAUCCAGGAAGUGGUGGGCGUGGAGGCUAUCAGAAUUAUGGUGCUUCUGGCACUAACGUUAACAACUUUGAUGGUAGAUCAGAUGGUAAUAGAUAUAUGCAACCUCAGUCUACUGCUGGCGGUUUCCCCCCAUAUUCUGGAUAUAGUGUAUCAAGUUAUGGGUAUGGAGGACCAAACAGUGGCGUUCCUUAUGGAAGUUAUGGUAGUUAUGGUGUUGGUAUGUAUGGUGGUGCUAGUGCUGGAUUUGGUGGUCCAGCUGGACCAUUUGGAAAUCCAAGUGCAGUCAAUGCUGGUUAUCUAAGUGGAGCACCUGGGGGCAUGAAAAGUACUUGGACCAAUCAAGCUCCUGGAUAUGGUGGCCCUGGCUAUGGUGCUAGUCCAGGCUUUGGGGCUGCAGCUCCUUGGAGUGGCUCAGGUGCUGGUGGACCUCCUUCUGCCCCGAGGGGCCAAUCUCCUAGUGGGGCUUCUGGGUAUGGGAAUCAAGGUUAUUAUGGUGGAAGUGAUGGUCCUUAUGGUGGCUAUGGAGCCUCUGGUGGACGAGCUACGAGCGCCCCAAAUAGCAAUGUUGGUAGUGGUUCAAGUGGAGAGCCACAUGGCAUGAGUGGUGGUGGGUACAUGGGGAGUGGCUAUGGUGACACCAAUGGAAAUUCAGGUUACUCUAGUGGUGGCUGGCGAUCUGAUGCUUCACAGACUCCUGGUGCUUAUGGUGGUGGAUAUGGUGGCACUCAGUCCAGGCAUGGUUAACCAGUCACCAAAUGUUUACACAUGCCAUCCUUUUCCACGUGCAAGACCUAUGCUGGAUAGCUACAGAUCCUGAGAAUGGUUGGAUCUCUUCAUUCUCAGUGCUAUCAGGCAGUAGUAAUUCUGUAGUUGAAUAUGUCCAUUGCUUUCUAGCAGUAGUAAUAUUUAUUUUUAGGCUUGUUAUUUUGAGGUUGCUUAUUGUUGUGAGCAUUUGGAAAAUUGAAAACAUUGAUAAACUUCUUUUAUGUUUUUUCUUAAUCUCAUGUAGAAGCUAGAAUCGUAUCUAUUUACUUUUCUUUAUGUUUAUGAUGGGUGGUUAUGAGGAUAUUCUAUAUAUUUUUAUUAUAUUGCAAACUUAUUGUUUUUCGUGGUAAUUUUGGUAUAAGAUGUAGCUCUAUUUCUUUUUAUGCAUUCAAUGUUUGCUAAGUACUGGGCUUCUGCAGUUCCUUAGUGGAUGUGGCUUACUUGUAGCAUUCAGGUAGAAUACGCCAUCAGCUUCUCCUUGUUAUGGGGGGAUCUUUACAACUUCGUUCAUUUCCAGAUUAUUGAAAGCCAAGUAAACAUCAUUUUAGCUGAUAUUCUAGAGAUGGAGAAUUAUUUUGAUAUAGUGUUUUUAUAUAAGGAAAAAGGAUCAUUUUUGAGUUUCGAACUGUGCUUAGCACAAGUUAUUGAAUGGGAUUUGUGGCAUGCACAGGAAUUUCAGGUGGAGUUUCGGAGCUGCUGAAUGCAUUGUUUAACAAAUCUUUCAUGCAGCUAAUGGACUGAGGUUCGGAUAUUCUUCAACCGCCCAUCUCUGUUGUGGUAUGUCACCUUGAUAUUCUUGUGGGCAUAAGUAAGUCUUUUUCAUCCGUUCUCUAGUUUAGAUCUCAUGCCCUUUUUUCUACAAUUUUUGGCAUAACUACUUAAUAUUGGACUAUUAAGGUGGUUAGUUCAGUUGUUUGGCUUUGUACAAUUGAACCCAGGAACUUAGAUAUCAUCCUGAUCAAGAUAACCGACUUCAUCUCUAUGGAAUCCAAAGGUAUAACAAAAAUCACACCAAUAUAACAUAUAGGUUUUUUAGCGUGCAGGUGCAACAUACUGUUUAUUAUCCUAAACUCAUCUAUGUUUUGUCAUCCUAACCUUCAGUUUCUGCUUCAAUAUUUUGAAUGUACGUGAUCCCAGAUUUUAGCUCAAAUAUCAGUGGUAUAGCAAGUGCUUGGCAAGCUAGGGGAGUUACAUAGGCGGCAUCACCUUCUUCCAUCCCUUAGUUUCCAGCAUCUACUUGUUUGGUUGUUUUAUUACUUUUUUUUUUUUUUUCUUUCCGUUGUAAACUAUUGUCAUUUACCAUUUCACCCAUAAAUUAACAUGUGAAUCAAUAUUUCUCAUUUAGGUUAUAGAUAUUCUCUUCUGGA
Molecule: messenger RNA, 2848 nt
Organism: Momordica charantia (bitter melon)
Lineage: Eukaryota; Viridiplantae; Streptophyta; Magnoliopsida; Cucurbitales; Cucurbitaceae
Source: RefSeq, a predicted model, not a curated record